Linepithema humile (Argentine ant) is the source of this 1169-nucleotide messenger RNA. RefSeq lists its product as uncharacterized. Lineage: Eukaryota; Metazoa; Arthropoda; Insecta; Hymenoptera; Formicidae. The record is from RefSeq and is a predicted model, not a curated record.
UUAAAUGAGAAAAAAAGGAAACAAUUUAAAAAAUGCGAAACAAGCACGCCAUAAAGCACUGUAUGCCAUACAUAUCAAUGAGAACGACAACGACGGAUCGAUUGCUAUUAAAACCGGUUUACUGGAUAAUUUUCCGACAACGCCACCGGCUGUGACCCUGCGCGGCUUUCUCUCACAGGGAAAGUUUUCCUGUAUAAGGGGUUGCAUUCAUCAAUCAUGAUAACAAGAGAUUCCAACGCAUAGCAAAUCGUCAAAAAGUUAUAUACAAAAAUCAAUAAAUCCAGAGGAAUUAAAAUUUAUAUAAAGUCGCUUUAGCGACAGCCUGAUGAGCCACGGCCGAGGGAAAAAAUGAAAAGCACGAGCGCGAGGAGAAAGAGGGUACGAGUGUGUGGUUAUAAAGCGAUCCAGUUUCAUCGAAAUUCUCAGUUUGUCGUACACGUAUCGCACAGCAUACAAACCCUAUUAAAUCUGCGACGAAUAAGUCAAAUGCAAAUAUGAAGACGGGACCGGUUUUGCAAUUGGUGUUAAUCGUGAUGCUGUUGAUUGGAUCUUCGGAAGAAUUCUUUUUCCAAUAUCCUAAGAAGGCUUUGACGGAGUUCUUCCAAUCUUUGAAGGCAAAGCAGCUGCCUAAAACGAACGUACAGCAUUAUCAUGUACAUUAUUAUCCCAUACCUUUCCCUAUGUUAGCCUGGAGAGCGCCGGAAAAACGAGAUCUUGAGAAACUUUAUAACGAUCAUCUAAGAUCUCUCGGAUGGUCAGAUCACCACUACAAGUAUAUGCCCGAGCCUUCGAUAAUCGUAUCGUCAGGCCCGCAUCCUUUGUUGGAUAAUAUCGAACCUUGGGAUGGUAUCAUCGAACCUUGGGAUAGUACUUGGGACGAAAAUAUUUUAGGAUCCGACGACGUACAAUCUUCGAUCGAUCGUAACAUGAAGGGUAUACUUGUUCAAGUUCCUGUCAAUCAACAGUUAGUGUUUCAUUUAUUGAAGAAAAGACAAAAACAAGUGACAACGUAACAUCGCUUGAUCUUUGCAUUGCAAAGUAACGGUUGAUUGAAAUCGGUAUCAAAACACUAAACUUUCGUUAAUUUAAUUUUAGAUUAAUUAAUUAAAACUUAGCCUUUAAACGUUUAUCUAAUCUGUAUUUAUGAGGAGUUAUUUAUUACAAGCAUA